Messenger RNA from Bactrocera dorsalis (oriental fruit fly), 507 nucleotides. Its product is annotated as cuticle protein 16.5-like. The coding region runs from base 146 to 385 and encodes 79 amino acids. The transcript has 2 exons. NCBI's taxonomy places the organism in Eukaryota, Metazoa, Arthropoda, Insecta, Diptera, Tephritidae. The record is from RefSeq and is a predicted model, not a curated record.
CAGAAAAUAAAGAAAAAAUCAAAAUUCGGAUAGUCGCCAAAAAAUUGACUUCCCCGAAGAAUUGUAUUUAAAGGCGAGCAAGAAACGAAUUUGUCAUCAGUUAAAUUUUGCUCCACAACAGUAAAACAACUACCAAACAAUCAAAAUGUUCAAAUACUUCGCUCUCGUCUUCGUCGCUCUCUUCGCUUUCGCCGCCGCCGAGCCUAAACCAGCUGUGGUCGCAGCACCAGUGGCCUACUCAGCCCCAUUGGUCGCUUCUCCCUACGCCGCUGCCUAUGCUGCCCCAUAUGCCGCUUACGCCGCCGCUCCCUAUGCCGCCUACGCUUCACCCUACGCCGCCUACUCCGCUUACCCAUACAGCGCCGCCUAUGUGCUCCGCAAGUAAACGGAAUGUAGCGACCGACCUGUGAUAGCAUCGAAUUGGACUUCAUUGGCAAUGAAUUGAAAGGACAGAAAAUAAUGAAAAGUUUUCCAAACAAACAACAAUAAAACACAAUUAAAACGAAA